This is a messenger RNA of Fulvia fulva, 2232 nucleotides long. RefSeq names its product putative RNA helicase SDE3. Lineage: Eukaryota; Fungi; Ascomycota; Dothideomycetes; Mycosphaerellales; Mycosphaerellaceae. The record is from RefSeq and is a predicted model, not a curated record. Gene Ontology annotation, cellular component: cytosol; P granule. The coding region runs from base 1 to 2232 and encodes 743 amino acids. Gene Ontology annotation, biological process: regulatory ncRNA-mediated post-transcriptional gene silencing. The transcript is spliced from 6 exons. Gene Ontology annotation, molecular function: helicase activity.
AUGGCUGACAAGCCAGCCAAAUUCGACGUCUAUGCAAGGCCGUACGUACCACAGGAAUUGAAGUAUGCGCCGGCGCCCUCGAUCCACUACUACGAUUACGUUCUAUCAUUUGCUGGACGCUGGCUGGACCGAAGUCGUGAUGCCGGCACGACUCAGAAUCAAGAUGAACCGGUCGAGUUCGAAACAACCUCGCCUGCAGACAAGGAGGCCUACGUCCCAUUCUUCUCUCGUGCCUUCACAAGAGAAGUCGAAGCCUUGCAAACAGAGUGCGAGGAGUACGAUAUCGUUCCCGGCCUGCGAGAGAAUAACAUACGCGUCGAAGUCGGCGACAUAGUCCAUGUUCGCCAACUGCGGCUGGAUCAUCGCGGCGAGCUUCUGACGAAUACCAUCACGGACGCUGCAGGAAUGGCAAUCGUCACGGCGUAUCCGGUGGACGUACAGCACGAUGCCGUAGUUUGCGCCAUCAAUCGCCAAUAUGAAGUUCUGACGCUGCGGAUUGAUCAGCUCUUCCCCGGAGGUUAUGUGUUCAACGUCUGCUUCACGCUUCAACACACCCGACUGGAAGCGUUGCACACAGCACUUUAUGAAGCGGACCAUGCAUUGCGGUACACCGAGAACACGUGGCUCCGCUCAAUGCUGUUCCCGGAGAAUUGUGACUGCGCUAUGCAAAGGAGACUGAACCCAAUGUUCUCCACCUUGGCCGUCUUCGACUGCUCACUGAAUUCUGAUCAGAAGCGAGCGGUCGAGGCUGUUCUAGACCAGAAGUACGGCACCGUGCCAUACAUAUACCGGGGCCGCCGGGAACAGGCAAAACACUCUGAUUCCGCACACUUGCUUCUUUGCGCGCCGUCUGACCAGGCCUCCGAUACGCUUGUUGAACGACUAGCGCGGCAUCUCCAGCCAGCCAACCUUCUGCGGCUUAACUCAAGUACGAGAUCAGCCGCCGAAGUGCCUGCGUCGAUUCUACCCUGGUGCUACAUGGCAGACAAUCUCUUCACGCUGCCAGAAUUCCCUGUCAUCAUGGAAAAGAGAGUGGUGGUAGUCACCUGCCGUGACGCGGACAUGUUGCACAAGGCUCGGCUCUGCAACCGAGACAUCUUUCAACUGGAGUGCAACAUUCAUGCAAAACUUCAUCGAACAGCGCCCCUGGUGGUACCACGACUUCAUUGGACCAGUGUGAUCAUCGACGAGGCAGCGCAAGCCUUGGAGAUGGAAGCUUUGCUACCACUUCUGGUGGUCGCCCCUCCGAAUGUGGCCGCACCAGAAGUGAUACGCCCUUCCGUGAUCAUGGUAGGCGACGAACAUCAGCUGGGCCCACGGACGGCAUCGAAGGAUCCAGCAAUUCAGAGAUCAUUGUUCGAAAGGAUUCUCGCAAGACCACAAAGUAAAGGAGUGAUCAAGCCAUUGACGCAGGGCAUGCUACCAAUCUUACGACCUCCAUUUACGAAUUUGAUCCGCAACUAUCGUUCGCAUCCAGCAAUCUUGGCAAUACCGUCGUCUUUGUUCUACAAUGAUACGCUUGAGCCCCAUGCAAAGAAUACCGAUGCAUUGCUUGCCUGGUCUGGGUUCGAAGGACGUCAAAUGCCAGUGCUAUUUACUGAUGUCCGGGCUCCGGACGAAUGUCAGCUGGACGGCGGUGGAUGGUACAACGAAGGGGAAGCAGAAGUGGCCUUGACGACGGCUCAGUCUUUCCUCAGCGAGGGCCUAUUAGAGCAGCAGGAGAUUUGCAUCAUAAGCCCUUUCCGUGCGCAAGUCAAGGCGUUCCAAGGACUCGAAUCGAGACUAGUCAUUCUCUGCACAACUCGAACUCGCGACCGUUUCGUUGACCAAGACAUUGCCAAAGGUCUUGGCGUCAUCCACGAGCCACGGAGAUUCAACGUUGCCCUCACGCGUGCGAAAGAACGACUCAUUGUCAUAGGCAACCCGCAUGCGUUGGAUCAGGAUGAUGACUGGGCGCCAUUCUUGGCUUUCUGCCAACGGAACUCAGCAUGGCGCAGUGAGCAUGAAGAUGAUUGGCAGGCUCCUCACAGCAGCAAGAUCAAGACCUCAAGAUUGGAGAAGCGGAUAGCGUACAGGAAUGGAGUCGAGACUCGGGCCAAUGGAAUUGAGCGCCGGCUCGGGAACCUCAAGUUCGGCAUGUCUGAGGAUGAGACAAUCUGGCAGUCUGGCGUAGCGGUUGAAAAGAUGCUGGAGGAAGAAGAUGGGGAAAACGAAGUGACGGCCCACGAAUGA